Molecule: messenger RNA, 930 nt
Organism: Tupaia belangeri chinensis (Chinese tree shrew)
Lineage: Eukaryota; Metazoa; Chordata; Mammalia; Scandentia; Tupaiidae
Product: olfactory receptor 7A17
Exons: 1
Coding region: 1-930 (309 amino acids)
Biological process (GO): G protein-coupled receptor signaling pathway
Cellular component (GO): membrane
Molecular function (GO): olfactory receptor activity; G protein-coupled receptor activity
Source: RefSeq, a predicted model, not a curated record
AUGGAACCAAUGAAUGAUACAAAAAUUUUAGAAUUUCUUCUUCUGGGAUUUUCAGAGGAACCAGAAAUACAACCCCUAAUAUUUGGACUCUUCCUCUCCAUGUACCUGAUCACUGUGUGUGGAAACCUGCUCAUCAUCUUGGCCACCAUCUCAGAUUUCCACCUGCACACCCCCAUGUACUUCUUCCUCUCCAACCUGUCCCUUGCUGACAUCGGUCUUACUUCCACCACCGUCCCAAAGAUGCUGGUGAACAUCCAGACUCAGAGCAAGGUCAUCACCUAUGCAGGCUGCAUCACCCAGGUGUAUUUUUUCCCUUUCUUUAUAGUGUUGGAUGACUUCCUCCUGGCGGUGAUGGCCUAUGACAGAUACAUGGCCAUCUGUCAACCCCUGCACUACUCUGUCAUCAUGAACCCCUGGUUCUGUGGACAACUGGCUCUGGCAUCCUGGAUCAUAGCUGCCCUGCAUGCAUUAUUACAUAGCCUAAUGGCAUUGCGGCUGUCCUUCUGUACUCGUGUAGAAGUCCCCCACUUCUACUGUGAUCUCAGUAAGCUGUUUCAUUUUGCCUGCUCUGAUGCCUUUAUUAAUGACAUGGUAAUGUAUUUGACAUCUGUGCUGUUUGGUGGUGGUCCACUCUCUGGGAUCAUUUAUUCAUACUAUAAAAUAGUUUCCUCCAUUCGUGGAAUCCCAUCAGCUCAGGGGAAGCACAAAGCAUUUUCCACCUGUGCCUCUCACCUCUCAGUUGUCUCCUUAUUUUACUGCACAGGCAUGGGUGUGUAUCUUAGUUCUGCUGCUACUCACAGCUCACGCUCAAGUGCAAGAGCUUCAGUGAUGUACACUGUGGUCACACCCAUGCUGAACCCCUUCAUCUACAGUCUGAGGAAUAAAGACAUAAAGAAGGCCCUGCAAGGAUUAUUUGGGGGAAAGCUAUAA